AUGGCCGCAGCUUCAUAUGGGAAGAAUGAGACACUAGAGAGCUGUGUGGAGUCGCUUAAAGGGUCGGUGGAGUUUCUUGAGGUGUCGUUGAAAAGAUUGGAUGAGGUUACUAGAGAUGUACCCCGAUUGAAGAGAGUAUUAACCACCGAUAAAGUAUUUGGAUUAGUACCAGAGCUGGAUUUAGAGAAUGCUAAGAAAAAGCUACAACACGAGACGCAUCCCCAAAUCAAUAUAAUGGUUGAAAAAAUUGAACGAGAAAUCAGUCGAUUGACUCGAAGAAAGAACAAUUUAACCGGGAAGAUUGAAUUACAAAGAAUACGGAUUGAUGGGGCCAGAAAGAAUACUUCGAACGAUAUGGAAAUUGGAAGAGUUGUUAAAGGAGACAUCAAUGAACACAAGCUGACUAGAUUGAAACUAUUACAGAAUAAAAAGGAACGAUUAAAGUAUAGUUUAUCGAGAUUGAACUUACAGGAUAAGAAAAAUCGAUUAAGUAUGAUUCCAUCGUUACCACCUCAAUAA
Molecule: messenger RNA, 519 nt
Organism: Hyphopichia burtonii NRRL Y-1933
Lineage: Eukaryota; Fungi; Ascomycota; Pichiomycetes; Serinales; Debaryomycetaceae
Gene: SPC19
Product: Spc19p
Exons: 1
Coding region: 1-519 (172 amino acids)
Biological process (GO): attachment of spindle microtubules to kinetochore
Cellular component (GO): DASH complex; spindle microtubule
Source: RefSeq, a predicted model, not a curated record